UAUACACGCAGAUUAGUGAAAGAGUCUUGCUCUCAUUACUUUAAUUCAUAAACCAAAUAGUUCUAUUUCAAUUCCUUCCAAAAAUGUCCCAUUCCUACCAAGAUGUUGAGCCUGAGUUCCAAUACCACAAAGGAGAAACUCAUGACAUUAUUGAGUUUCAAGUGAAAGAUUUUAAAAAAGAUCAGCUCAGAGUUCAUUUUAGCAGUAAAGGGGUUUUAACGGUUUCCGGUGAACGCCCUCAAGAGGGAGGUAAAAGGAUUCGAUUCCGCAAAGAUAUCAAUUUUCCUAAAGACUGUGAACCGAAUGAGAUCCGCGCGAAAUUAAGUUCCGGUGUUCUUUUCAUCACAAUACCUAAGAAAGACGCCCCGCAACCUCCUCAACGGGAUUCACUUAAGCAAGUGCAACAACAAGACAAUGGAAAACUCAAACAAGGGGGAAGUUCAAGUGAAGAGGCUAAAGGAGCAAUGGCUACACCAAAUGAAAAUGCUGCAAUGCCUAAGCCUGAAUCCAAAUCUUUUAUUUCGGGGCUUAAAAUGGAGAAAAAGACAGCAUUAAAGGUUGUCGCCAAUGUUACAGUUGUGUCAUUGGUGUUUGUUGUGUUGUUUUAUGUGUAUAAAAUUUAUGCACCUGUGAUUAUGCAUGUUUAGAAACGCCAAAUCCUUGUCCAUUUGUUUCCAGAAAUUUAAUUAUCAAAUAAUUUUCAAUUCAA
This is a messenger RNA of Gossypium raimondii (Peruvian cotton), 709 nucleotides long. RefSeq lists its product as uncharacterized. Lineage: Eukaryota; Viridiplantae; Streptophyta; Magnoliopsida; Malvales; Malvaceae. Bases 84 to 647 code for a protein of 187 amino acids. The transcript is spliced from 2 exons. The record is from RefSeq and is a predicted model, not a curated record.